Didymodactylos carnosus is the source of this 2712-nucleotide messenger RNA. The record is from the annotation of a GenBank genome assembly. NCBI's taxonomy places the organism in Eukaryota, Metazoa, Rotifera, Eurotatoria, Philodinida, Philodinidae.
AUGGGUAACGUUCGUUACAUUCGAAUUCCAUUUGAUAUUGAUACGCCUACAACAACAACAACAAUAGCAACCAGAUCAGAACGUCCUCUCUCAUCUGUGCAAAGAUUAGUAGCACUGAAUAUUCCUACCAGUUUGCCUCCUCGUGCACCUCAAGAAAUAAAAGCUGAAAACAUCGUACAAUUUAUGAGAGAUGCAUGGAAUUUACAGGUACCAAAUUUAAUUAUUUCCGUUACGGGUGGUGCAAAAUAUUUUAAAUUCACAAAUCCUAGAAUACGCAAUGAUUUUCAACAUGGAUUAGUUGCUGUUGCUCUAACAACACGUAAGCAAAGAUCUGUAAUUUUGGGUAUAAUGAAAGAAGUUGGUGAUGCCAUAGAUAAAUGUCGUUAUAAAAACACUAAAACACCAGCAAAAAUACCAUGUAUUGCGAUUUGCUCUUGGGAUUAUACGACCGAUGUUCAACAAUUAGAACAAAAGACAUUAUGUCAAAUUAAGAAUGAAGACAUAAAACUAUCCGAUCGUGUAAUGUUAUAUCGUACUAGACAUCCAUUAGAAGAUGAAAAACCUGAUAGUGCACCAUUGGAUCCGAAUCAUACACAUUUCAUUAUAUUAGAUGAUCAAUAUGGUACAAAUGAAGACUGGAAAAACAUUCAUCCUGUACGUAGUGAUCUUAUCUUGAAAUUACGUGCUGAAAUUGAACAAGCAGCACGAAAAAUAAAUAGCCAAGGACAAGCUACCAGUGUACCAAUCGUUCAAAUAUUAGCCGAAGGUGGUGCAUCAUCUAUACUAACUGUUUGUAAAGCAGUUAAAUCUGGUACACCAUUAAUUGUUAUUGAACGAACGGGUAGAGCAGCUGAUAUUAUAGCACGCGAAUAUAAAGAUCUUUAUGGUAGUGGAGAAAUGAGAACAUUUGAAGCAUAUACUAAAAUUGCUGCCAGUAGCACCCCAAAAUUUAAUUCCCUUAACACUAAAGAAUUUAAUGUUGAUAAACAAAAAAAGAAUAUUAUUAUCAACCCAAACAAUAAAGAUGAAUUUAUUGAUAUGAUAACAUCAAAAAAUGGUUAUUUUCUUAUAAAUAUCUUUCAGUUUCGUAGAGAAAAUCGGGAAUAUAAAUUGAACGAUGCAAUACUCACGGCACUUUUAAAUGCUGCGAAAAUGACACAGACCGAAAAAAGUAGAAGAAUUGAGGAAUUAAAAUUAGCUAUGGCAUGGAAUAAAUUUGAUUUGGUGAAGAGAAAUAUGUUAAAUGAUAAAAUAAUAACUGAAUGGACAGACAAUGAGUUAGAUCAAGCUUUACAAGAUGCAUUACGUCUUGAUUCUGUACAAUUUACUGAAUUAUUAACUGAAUAUGGUGCAUCGUUUGACAGGUUAAGACGACUAAUAAAAAUGAGUGUAUAUUAUCUAAAUGUGAAAAAUCGAGAACUUUUACCGUUGGAUAAAAAUGGAACUAUUGUAAAUGAUGAUCAACAGUAUCAUUAUUACAGAACAUAUUUGGAUAAAAUGGGCGUAGAAGCAACCGAUGUUGAACAGAAAAAGUUGCUAGCUGCUAAUAGUUAUGGAACAACUGACAGUAACAAAGAACUUUUUAAAAAUCUUGAUAAUAAAGUUGCAUUUUGUACAACGGAUGUCAUUCGUAGAAACGGUUAUGUCGACAAGGUUUCAAUAAACUUUCAUACUGCACCAGAUAUGGCUCCACACAAAGCGGAAAUAUGUCUUUAUGUCAUUUCACCAACAAUUGAACCUGAUAUGUUCAAUAUUCUAUAUCGAUCUCCCUUACCUUCGGAUAUGAUAAAGGCAGAAGGCGGCCUUCAAACGAUUCACCUUUCUGAUUCAAGUCUAUACCUCGAAAUCGGUCAGUUUCUUGCAAUAGAUUUCAAAGAUAAAUCUGGCAGUCCUUCUGCUGUGGAUAGACGUAAAACGACCAUUGCUAGCAUAGAUGAUGUAAAGAACGGAUAUGAAAAUCAACAACCAGUAAAAUUUGGUGAAGAAAGUAAAGGUGUUGCAUUUAGUUUUACUUUGAUACCAGUACAAGCACUUAUUGCAAGUAAAAUAUAUCGAAAAGCUGCUAAUUUAAAACGUGAAUCUGAAGUUACGAAAGAUUUUGUAGAAAAGGAGAGGGAAUUUGAUAAACAUGCAGCAAUCAUAAUCGAUCGGUGUUUCGAUGAAGAUGAAGAUUUUGCUGUACAAAUAUUAACUACAAAAUCAAAAUUAUAUCUUGAUUAUAGUCCAAUUAGAUUAGCUAAAGAAAAUAAUAAUCGUUCUUUUUUAGCAACAAAAACUGUACAAAAAUAUUUAGAUGGUGAAUGGUUUGGUAGAAUUAAUAAUUAUGGACUUAGUCGAGGAACUGUUGGAUUCUUGCUAUUCAUUCUGUGUAUAUGUCCACCACUCAUUCCUUGCCCAUAUUUUUAUAAAUAUAUAAAAUUGAACGAGGAGAAGAAAUUGUCAGAUGAAAAUAAACCAAAUUGGUUUAAACGACAAUAUUAUAAACUGUGCCAAUUUUAUACCGGUCGAGCAAUUGUGCGUUUUUAUUAUAAUAUCCUAUUUUACAUAAUAUUCUUGGCUUUAUUCAGUUUUGUAUUACUUGUCGAUUACUUCCCACUAAAUAUUUACGGUGGCAAACGUAAUGGUUAUUAUAAAAUUUAUAUACCGAUAACGGAGAUAUUUGUUCAUAUCUUAGUUUGGACUUUAAUUGUUGAAGAAAUUAGAGAAGUAUGA